Camelina sativa (false flax) is the source of this 588-nucleotide messenger RNA. NCBI's taxonomy places the organism in Eukaryota, Viridiplantae, Streptophyta, Magnoliopsida, Brassicales, Brassicaceae. The record is from RefSeq and is a predicted model, not a curated record.
AUGGCGGAUGGGGUGAUUCCAUUCUACAGACGCCUGUAUGAGGCUGUGAACGAUCAUUCACUGGAUUCAAUAAUCUCGUGGGGCAAAAGCAACAACAGUUUCAUCAUUUGGGAUCCGAGAGAGUUAGACAGCAAGCUUAUUUCGGUUCCGAGGCCCUCACGACGUCUUGCUUGCUCCAGUCUCAAAAAGUUCUUCUACGACGUCAAGUAUUAUGGAUUUAAAAGAGUUAAGGGGUCUCCGCACAUUGAAUUCGGAAAUGAAUAUUUUGUGAGAGGUAAACCCGAGCUCUUGCUGAAGAUGCAGCGGAAGUCUUUUGACAAGAAUCGCCGUAAAAAUCAAGCAGCUGCAGAGAAUCAAGCAAUUCAGGAUGCAAAGGAAUUUGGGGUUUCUGAUACGAUUUAUGUUUUCGUUGAUGUUUGCUCUAUUGCUGUGUACAUCUCCUUGCCCAAGAUCUUGCUACUUACUGGGAUAAAAGUGCGUUGGGUUUCAGGGGGAAUAAUUAAGGAUAGGGUCGCCAGCGAUGACGACAAGAGGACUGUCAGAGAAAGACUUUGUAGCAGUUGCCGACUUAGAUCAAGGAAGGAGUAG